AUGGAGGGAAUUAACUUGUUUCAAAUUCCUCUGCAUGUAUGUUGUAUCUGUGUUUGCAGUUACAAUGAGCUGUAUGUGGUAGUGCUACGUAACACCAGCGACGAUGGGCUGAGUUCUGAUGUUGCAUUGUACAAAAUAAGUGGCGAUGGUAUGGAUGCGCCACGGCUUGCGCAUAUUUUAUUACUGGACUUGACUGGCGCAUUUGCAUUACACGUAUUUGAUAAUUUGGUCGUAGUACAUCAUCAGACUUCAAAAGCAUCGUUAGUUUUCGACAUUGGCUUGGAAACAUCUGCGAAAAGCGACUGCAUUUCACAUCGGCCGUUUUUGAAAACGUCGUUGAAUUGCCUGGAUUUGUUGUUAAUUAAGCUGGAGCGUGAAUUCCCUUUAUACAGCCCUUCGUGGGUUAUGUUUCAGCCGAAUCUGAUUGCCGAUGCAAGUGUCGGUGUUUUCACAGCUGUUACGUUGGAUCCACUUGGAACUGUCGGUUUUAUUGAAGAUAAGGUAUUUUCACUAAGCUUUUGCUGCUGUUCUAGAAAAUGUAUUUAUAUUUCCGUUUGCCAUCGUCUUUUGUGCUUCCAGACAUCAAAAAAACAAGUACCCGCGUGCGUCAGAGUACCAGCACAGUCUAUGCUUUUCUUGCAAAAGUAUAUUCAUUAG
This is a messenger RNA of Gongylonema pulchrum, 657 nucleotides long. The record is from the annotation of a GenBank genome assembly. NCBI's taxonomy places the organism in Eukaryota, Metazoa, Nematoda, Chromadorea, Rhabditida, Gongylonematidae.